AGCAUGGAGGCCGGGGAGCAGGAGCACCAGGAGCCGCCGAGGAGGAGCAGGAGGCCGCCGGGGGUCGAAGAGAGCCAGGAAGAUGCGGCCGUGGAGGAAGUGAUUGUCAUCUCUCCGGUCCCCCUGCCACUGAGAAACUUCGACAGAGACACCACAGAGCCAAUCAGCUUCUACUUUUCCUCCCUGGAGGAGGUGUUGGCCUGGACCCCGACGAGCGACGAUGCCUUCAACAUCUGUAACGUGCCCCUGGCCCCCCGCCAGCCCCCGCUCCACAGCGGGAGACCCCGGACGCUGGUGUGCCACGACAUGAUGGGCGGCUACCUGGAGGACCGGUUCGUCCAGGGCUCGGCGACCCCCGACCCCUACGUCUUCUACCACUGGCAGCACAUCGACAUCUUCGUCUACUUCAGCCACCGCCUGCUCACCAUCCCGCCCGUGGGCUGGACCAACGCCGCCCACCGGCACGGGGUCAGCGUCCUGGGCACCCUGAUCACCGAGUGGACGGAGGGAGCGAGCAUCUGCGAGAUGUUCCUGGGGGGCACCGAGGACACCUUCCGCGCCGUGGCCGACCAGCUGGUCCGCAUCGCCCAGUUCUUCGGCUUCGACGGCUGGCUGGUCAACAUCGAGAACGUACUGACCGCAGCGGCCGUGAGCAACGCGCCCCGCUUCCUGAGGUACCUCACGGAGGAGCUGCAUCGGCAGGUACCCGGCAGCCUGGUGCUGUGGUACGACAGCGUCGUGGAGGGCGGGCAGCUCAAGUGGCAGGACGAGCUGAACGAGAAAAACAGGGUGUUUUUCGAGGCGUGCGACGGGCUGUUCACCAAUUACAACUGGCGGGAGGAGCACCUGGAGCGCACGGCGGCGGCCGCGGGGGCCCGGCCCCAGGACGUCUACGUGGGCGUCGACGUCUUCGCCCGCGGGUCCGUCGUGGGAGGGCGCUUCGAAACCGACAAGUCCCUGGCGCUGAUCCGGAAACACAAGCUCUCGGCCGCGCUGUUCGCCCCCGGCUGGGUCUACGAGUGUCUGGACAGAAGCCACUUCCUCCGUAACCAGGACAGGUGGGUUCGCGGGGCGCCGGGGGGGGGCGGGGCGCGCCUUCCCGGGGCCGGAGAAGCGGGGCUCCGGGCAUCCACAGGGAGGACCGGUUUCAUGAGCCGGCCGAGCCACGGAGCGGGCGGGGACUGA
Ornithorhynchus anatinus (platypus) is the source of this 1185-nucleotide messenger RNA. RefSeq names its product endo-beta-N-acetylglucosaminidase (gene ENGASE). NCBI's taxonomy places the organism in Eukaryota, Metazoa, Chordata, Mammalia, Monotremata, Ornithorhynchidae. The coding region runs from base 4 to 1185 and encodes 393 amino acids. Gene Ontology annotation, biological process: protein deglycosylation. Gene Ontology annotation, cellular component: cytoplasm. Gene Ontology annotation, molecular function: mannosyl-glycoprotein endo-beta-N-acetylglucosaminidase activity. The record is from RefSeq and is a predicted model, not a curated record. The transcript is spliced from 9 exons.